Molecule: messenger RNA, 9148 nt
Organism: Ailuropoda melanoleuca (giant panda)
Lineage: Eukaryota; Metazoa; Chordata; Mammalia; Carnivora; Ursidae
Gene: SORL1
Product: sortilin related receptor 1
Exons: 48
Coding region: 58-6666 (2202 amino acids)
Biological process (GO): protein targeting to lysosome; post-Golgi vesicle-mediated transport; protein retention in Golgi apparatus
Cellular component (GO): membrane; Golgi apparatus
Molecular function (GO): protein binding
Source: RefSeq, a predicted model, not a curated record
UCGCGCUGCACAUUCUCUCCUGGCGGCGGCGCCACCUGCGGCAGCGUUCGCCCGAACAUGGCGACACGGAGCAGCAGGAGGGAGUCGCGACUCCCCUUCCUAUUCACCCUGGUCGCGCUGCUGCCGCCCGGGGCUCUGGGCGCGGUGUGGACGCACACGCUGCACGGCGGCCGCGCGCCCCUGCCCCAGGACCGGGGCUUCCGCGUGGUGCAGGGCGAGCCGCGCGAGCCGGGGCUGUGGGCGCGCGGGGGGCCCCGGGGGGCGGACGAGAAGCCGCUCCGGAGGAGACGGAGCGCUGCCCUGCAGCCGGAGCCCAUCAAGGUGUACGGACAGGUUAGUCUGAAUGAUUCCCACAAUCAGAUGGUGGUGCACUGGGCCGGAGAGAAAAGCAACGUGAUCGUGGCCUUGGCCCGGGACAGCCUGGCACUGGCGAGGCCCAGGAGCAGUGAUGUGUACGUGUCUUACGACUAUGGAAAAUCAUUCAAGAGAAUUUCGGAGAAAUUGAGCUUCGGCGUGGGAAACAGCAGUGAAGCGGUGAUUGCCCAGUUCUACCACAGCCCCGCGGACAACAAGCGUUACAUCUUUGCGGACGCUUACGCCCAGUACCUCUGGAUCACGUUUGACUUCUGCAACACUAUCCAGGGCUUUUCCAUCCCGUUCCGGGCAGCUGAUCUCCUCCUGCACAGCAAGGCCUCCAACCUUCUCCUGGGCUUUGACAGGUCUCACCCCAACAAGCAGCUAUGGAAGUCCGACGAUUUUGGCCAGACCUGGAUCCUGAUUCAGGAACACGUGAAGUCCUUUUCUUGGGGCAUCGAUAUCUAUGACAAGCCAAACACCAUCUACGUGGAACGGCACGAACCCUCUGGCUACUCCACGGUUUUCCGAAGUACGGACUUCUUCCAGUCCCGGGAGAACCAGGAGGUGAUCCUGGAGGAAGUGAAGGACUUUCAGCUUCGAGACAAGUACAUGUUUGCUACAAAGGUGGUGCAUCUCUGGGGCAUUCCACAGCCAUCUUCUGUCCAGCUCUGGGUCUCCUUUGGCAGGAAGCCCAUGCGAGCAGCCCAGUUUGUUACAAGACAUCCUAUUAAUGAAUAUUACAUCGCAGAUGCGUCCGAGGACCAGGUGUUUGUGUGCGUCAGUCACAGUAACAACCGCACCAACUUAUACAUCUCGGAGGCCGAGGGGCUGAAGUUCUCCCUGUCCUUAGAGAACGUGCUCUAUUACAGCCCAGGAGGGGCAGGCGGCGACACGUUGGUGAGGUAUUUUGCAAAUGAGCCGUUCGCUGACUUCCACCGCGUGGAAGGGUUGCAAGGAGUCUACAUUGCCACUCUGAUUAACGGUUCUAUGAAUGAGGAGAACAUGAGAUCAGUCAUCACCUUUGACAAAGGGGGUACCUGGGAGUUCCUUCAGGCUCCAGCCUUCACAGGAUAUGGAGAAAAAAUCAACUGUGAGGUAGAGAUGCUUUCACCUUGUUUGGGUUUUUCAUACAAAUUUUUACCUGUCGUGCUACCCUUGACGGUUCCCAAACUCAGCACCAGGGCACCUAGGGGUGCAGCAGGGAACUCCCAGGGGCGCUCUGGGAUGAAGGAUGGGCUGUCGUGGGUUUAUAUGAUCAUGGCACUUCCUGGACCUCACUACUAUACUUGGGGAGAUCAUGGCGGCAUCAUCAUGGCCAUCGCCCAGGGCAUGGAAACCAAUGAGCUGAAAUACAGCACCAACGAAGGGGAGACCUGGAAAACGUUCAUCUUCUCUGAGAAGCCAGUGUUUGUGUACGGGCUCCUCACGGAACCUGGCGAGAAGAGCACCGUCUUCACCAUCUUUGGCUCCAACAAGGAGAAUGUCCACAACUGGCUGAUCCUCCAGGUCAAUGCCACGGAUGCCUUGGGGGUUCCCUGCACAGAGAACGACUACAAGCUGUGGUCACCGUCUGAUGAGCGGGGCAACGAGUGUUUGCUAGGACACAAGACCGUUUUCAAACGGAGGACUACCCACGCCACGUGCUUUAAUGGAGAAGACUUUGACAGGCCAGUGGUCGUGUCCAACUGCUCCUGCACGCGAGAGGACUAUGAAUGUGACUUCGGCUUCAAGAUGAGUGAAGAUUUGGCCUUAGAGGUUUGUGUUCCGGAUCCUGAGUUUUCCGGGAAGUCCUACUCUCCUCCUGUGCCUUGUCCUGUGGGCUCUACUUACAGGAGAACAAGAGGCUAUCGGAAGAUUUCUGGGGACACUUGUAGUGGAGGAGACGUUGAAACACGACUGGAAGGAGAACUGGUCCCGUGUCCCUUGGCAGAGGAGAACGAAUUCAUCCUGUACGCCAUGCGCAAGUCCAUCCACCGCUAUGACCUGGCCUCGGGAGCCACGGAGCAGUUGCCUCUCACCGGGCUGCGGGCCGCGGUCGCCCUGGACUUUGACUAUGAGCACAACUGCUUGUACUGGUCUGACCUGGCCUUGGACACCAUCCAGCGUCUCUGUUUGAAUGGGAGUACAGGGCAAGAGGUGAUCAUCAGUUCUGGCUUGGAGACUGUAGAAGCCUUGGCUUUUGAACCCCUCAGCCAGUUACUUUAUUGGGUGGACUCUGGCUUUAAAAAGAUCGAGGUAGCUAAUCCAGAUGGUGACUUCCGACUCACGAUUGUUAACUCCUCUGUGCUCGACCGGCCCAGGGCUCUGGUCCUCCUGCCCCAGGACGGGGUGAUGUUCUGGACCGACUGGGGAGAUCUGAAGCCGGGAAUUUAUCGGAGCAAUAUGGAUGGCACUGCUGUCCAUUGUCUUGUGUCAGAGGAUGUGAAGUGGCCCAAUGGCAUCUCUGUGGAUGACCAGUGGAUCUACUGGACAGAUGCCUACCUGGACUGCAUUGAGCGGAUCACUUUUGAUGGCCAGCAGCGCUCGAUCAUCCUGGACAACCUCCCCCACCCCUACGCCAUUGCUGUCUUUAAGAAUGAGAUCUACUGGGAUGACUGGUCGCAGCUCAGCAUCUUCCGAGCUUCCAAACACAGCGGCUCCCAGAUGGCGGUUCUCGCGAGUCAGCUCACAGGGCUGAUGGACAUGAAGAUUUUCUACAAGGGCAAGACGAUGGGAAGCAAUGCCUGUGUGUCCAGGCCGUGCAGCCUGCUAUGCCUGCCAAGGGCCAACAACAGUAGAAGCUGCCGGUGUCCAGAUGGUGUCGCCAGCAGCGUCCUCCCGUCCGGGGACCUGAUGUGUGAGUGCCCUCAGGGCUACCAGCGAGAGAACAACACCUGCGUCAAAGAAGAGAACACCUGUCUCCGUAACCAGUAUCGCUGCAGCAACGGGAACUGUAUCAACAGCAUCUGGUGGUGCGACUUUGACAAUGACUGCGGUGACAUGAGCGACGAGAGAAACUGCCCUACUACCGUUUGUGAUCUGGACACCCAGUUCCGCUGCCAGGAGUCCGGGACCUGCAUCCCACUCUCCUACAAAUGUGACCUCGAGGAUGACUGUGGAGACAACAGCGAUGAAACUCACUGUGAAAUGCACCAGUGCCGGAGCGACGAGUACAGCUGCAGCUCCGGUAUGUGCAUCCGCUCCUCCUGGGUGUGUGAUGGGGACAACGACUGCAGGGACUGGUCUGAUGAAGCCAACUGUACCGCCAUCUAUCACACGUGCGAGGCCUCCAACUUCCAAUGCCGCAACGGGCACUGUAUCCCCCAGCGGUGGGCUUGCGACGGUGACAUGGAUUGCCAGGACGGUUCUGACGAGGACCCAGUGAACUGCGAGAAGAAGUGCAAUGGAUUCCGCUGCCCGAAUGGCACAUGCAUCCCGUCCAGCAAGCACUGUGACGGUCUGCGGGACUGCUCGGAUGGUGCGGACGAGCAGCACUGCGAGCCCCUGUGCACACGCUUCAUGGACUUUGUGUGCAAGAACCACCAGCAAUGCCUCUUCCACUCCAUGGUGUGUGACGGGAUCGUCCAGUGCCGCGACGGCUCAGACGAGGAUGCGGCGUUCGCAGGAUGCUCCCAAGACCCCGAGUUCCACAAGGUUUGUGAUGAGUUCAGUUUCCAGUGCCAGAAUGGAGUGUGCAUCAGCUUGAUUUGGAAAUGCGACGGCAUGGAUGACUGCGGCGACUACUCCGACGAAGCCAGCUGCGAAAACCCCACAGAAGCCCCGAACUGCUCCCACUACUUCCAGUUCCAGUGUGACAAUGGCCACUGCAUCCCCAACAGGUGGAAAUGUGACAGGGAGAACGACUGUGGCGACUGGUCUGAUGAGAGGGACUGCGGAGAUUCACAUAUUCUUCCGUCCCCCACUCCCGGGCCUUCUACGUGUCUGCCCAAUUACUACCGCUGCAGCAGCGGGGCGUGCGUGAUGGACAGCUGGGUGUGCGAUGGGUACCGGGAUUGUGCAGACGGCUCGGAUGAAGAAGCCUGCCCCUCGCCGGCAAAUGUCACGACUGCCUCUGUCCCCACUCACCAUGGGCGCUGUGACCGAUUUGAAUUCGAGUGUCACCAACCAAAGAAGUGUAUCCCCAACUGGAAACGCUGUGACGGCCACCAAGAUUGCCAGGACGGCCAGGACGAGGCCAACUGUCCCACACACAGCACCUUGACCUGUAUGAGCACGGAGUUCAAAUGCGAGGACGGCGAGGCGUGCAUCGUACUCUCUGAGCGCUGUGAUGGCUUCCUGGACUGCUCGGACGAGAGUGACGAGAGGGCCUGCAGCGAUGAACUAACUGUAUAUAAAGUACAGAAUCUUCAGUGGACGGCCGACUUCUCUGGAGACGUAACGUUGACCUGGACUCGGCCCAAGAAAAUGCCCUCUGCUGCUUGUGUCUAUAACGUGUACUACAGGGUUGUUGGAGAGGGCAUUUGGAAGACCGUGGAGACCCACAGCAAUAAAACCAACACCAUAUUAAAAGUCUUGAAGCCAGACACCACGUAUCAGGUCAAAGUGCAGGUCCAGUGUCUCAGCAAAGUGCAUAACACCAACGACUUCGUGACUCUGCGGACGCCAGAAGGACUGCCAGACGCCCCCCAAAAUCUCCAGCUAUCACUCCGCAGGGAAGAGGAAGGUGUGAUUGUGGCCCACUGGAUUCCUCCCACCCACACCCAUGGCCUCAUUCGAGAGUACAUCGUGGAAUACAGCAGGAGUGGUUCCAAGAUGUGGGCCUCCCAGAGGGCUGCUAGUAACUUUACGGAAAUAAAGAAUUUACUGGUCAACGCUCCAUACACUGUCAGAGUGGCUGCGGUGACUAGCCGUGGAGUAGGAAACUGGAGCGAUUCUAAAUCCAUUACCACCGUCAAAGGAAAAGUGAUCCCACCACCAGAUAUCCACAUCGACAGCUACAGUGAGAAUUCUCUGAGCUUCACCUUGACCGUGGAGAGUGACAUCAAGGUGAACGGCUAUGUGGUGAACCUUUUCUGGGCAUUUGACACCCACAAACAAGAGAAGAGAACUUUGAACUUCCGGGGGAGCAUCUUGUCCCACAAAGUUGCCAAUCUGACUGCUCAUACGUCCUAUGAGAUUUCUGCCUGGGCCAAGACUGACUUAGGGGAUAGUCCUCUGGCAUUUGAGCAUGUCACAACCAAAGGAGUCCGCCCACCUGCUCCUAGCCUCAAAGCCAAGGCCAUCAAUCAAACCGCAGUGGAAUGUACCUGGACUGGCCCCAGGAAUGUGGUUUAUGGUAUCUUCUAUGCUACGUCGUUCCUUGACCUGUAUCGCAAUCCGAAGAGCUUGACUACUUCCUUGCACAACAAAACAGUCAUUGUCAGUAGGGACGAGCAGUAUUUAUUUCUGGUCCGGGUGGUGGUGCCCUACCAAGGGCCGUCCUCUGACUACGUUGUGGUGAGGAUGAUCCCAGACAGCAGGCUCCCACCUCGUCACCUGCAUGCGGUUCAUAUCGGCAAAACCUCAGCUGUCAUCAAGUGGGAAUCCCCAUAUGAUUCUCCUGACCAGGACCUGUUAUAUGCAGUUGCUGUCAAAGAUCUAAUACGAAAGAGUGACAGAAGCUAUAAAAUAAAAACCCGCAACAGUACUGUGGAAUACACCCUUUCCAAGUUGGAACCUGGAGGGAAAUACCACAUCGUCGUCCAGCUGGGGAACAUGAGCAAAGAUUCCAGUAUAAAAAUCACCACAGUUUCAUUAUCCGCACCUGAUGCCUUAAAAAUCAUAACAGAAAAUGACCACGUUCUUCUGUUUUGGAAAAGUCUAGCUUUGAAGGAAAAGCAUUUUAAUGAAAGCAGGGGCUAUGAGAUACACAUGUUUGAUAGUGCCAUGAAUAUCUCCGCUUACCUUGGGAACACUACUGACAAUUUCUUUAAAAUUUCCAACCUGAAAUUGGGGCAUAAUUACACUUUCACUGUGCAAGCGAGAUGUCUUUUUGGCAGCCAGAUUUGUGGGGAGCCCGCUGUCCUGCUGUACGAUGAGCUGGGGUCCGGUGGGGAUGCGUCAGCAUUCCAGGCUGCCAGAUCCACCGAUGUUGCCGCCGUAGCCGUGCCCAUCUUGUUCCUGACCCUGCUGAGCCUGGGGGUCGGCUUUGCCAUCCUGUACACGAAGCAUCGGAGGCUGCAGAACAGCUUCACGGCUUUUGCCAACAGCCACUACAGCUCCAGGCUGGGCUCGGCCGUCUUCUCCUCGGGGGAUGACCUGGGGGAGGAUGAUGAAGAUGCUCCUAUGAUAACUGGAUUUUCCGACGACGUCCCCAUGGUGAUAGCCUGAAAGAUCUCCUCACUAGAAACCAAAUGGUGUAAAUAUUUUAUUUGAUAAAGAUAGUUGAUGGUUUAUUUUAAAAGAUGCACUUUGAGUUGCAAUAUGUUAUUUUUAUAUGGGCCAAAAACAAAACAAAAGCAAAAAAAAAAGGAAAGAAAGGAAUGAAUAAACUUUGUAGUAAUCAACUGUGAACUUCAAACCAGGUUGAUUUUAGUAACCAAAUUGCUUUGAUUUCGUAUUAAUGUAGUCUUACAGGGCUGUGCUUGCUGGGCAUGCUUUUAAGUCUGUGAGAUAAUUUUGGUUCAAUAAAUUGGCCGUUCUUUUUAUUUUUCUAAGAAACAGAAAUGUAUUUAAUAAAAACUUCAAGAGAGGGUGAUGGGUGGAAUCCCUUCCAGCCCCCCCCCCCAUUGAAAGUGUGCUCAAAUUUUAAAAUUUGUUUGGAUUUAGUUUAUAUGAAAGUGUUUGUGUGUAUUGUGGGGGAAGGUUCUUUUCUGUAAUUUUGUUAAUUUAUUGGGACUCUGUAUAAGGCAAGGCUUUCGUGGUCUUCCAACUCUGCACGUUUCGAGGGGUUGCAGGGUUGAGGGAUGGGGAACAGAAGCAGUCUUGUUGCCAUUCCGGAAACCGUCCGUUUUUAGGCACUCGUGUGUCACAUAAUGGUCUUUGGCAGGAGAGCACAUUGAAUCAUUGCUCGGUUUCCGUUCAACAGAGCUGCAUCAGGAAGCCCUGCAAGCAACAGCUUCUUCCCUUACGUUAAUGGAUGGAAUCUUACCGUCUACGCCUCUGCACAAGACCUAGCUCUCCAUGCUACAUGAUGAGAACACUGCUUUAUUAUACACUGGGCUUGUGGCCAUCGCAACAAGUGACUCUGCUUGUGGGAGAGUUCUAGGUCUGUGCCACCAGAGAUACACUGGCAGAUAGAGCACCUAAUUUGUCCUUUGCAGAUACUUUGUUUUUCCUUACCACUGAAGAAUCUCGAAUGUAAAGUUUAUUUUUUUUUAAAGAUAUUUUUUUUGGGUGGGGUGGAGAGAGCAAGUGAGAGAGCACAAGCAGGGGGAGUGGCAGAGGGAGACAGGGAGCCUGAUGCGGGACUCGAUCCCAGGACUGAGAUCCUGACCUGAGCCGAAGGCAGACGCUUCACCGGCUGAGUCACCCAGGUGCCCCUCGAAUGUAAAGUUUUGUAUUUGUGUUGAGGUGGCCGCUUACUGUCUUUAAAACUCUAUACCUGAUAUAUGCAGUCAUUUUGAAUUGGGUCAGUGCCUUCUCUUUUUUUUUUUCUUUCCUUCCACCUCCUUCCCCCGCACCCCUGCUCAGUUUAAAGAGUGCUGUUCACUCCGACAGAGAUCCAGGAGAUGGACGAAUUUGAGGCCAUUCUGUCCGACUUACAGUCGCAGCGACACUAGAGCUUAUUCUGUCACACAAGCUGAGCUUUUAUUCCUUAUGCCUUUAAAUGCCACCCCGGUAUUCAAAUCAUGGCCACUUGAUAGGUACGUGGAAUCCAUCAUGGACUGAUGCCUGCCCUUUAGACUUCGAGACAUAGACACCGACGUCCAGCGCCGUUGUGACUCCUGCUAUAUGAGCCUCACUGCAGAACUUCUCAGCUGAGAAGCAGGGAGCUCGGGGGAUAUUCCAAAGUCAUGUUUCCGAGUAUGUGUCCUUUACAUGCAAGCUUUGUAAAGACCCCAUGUCCUCUGAGAGGCACCACAUCACCUUCUCACAAGUAUUUGCUUUCUUUUAACCAAAAGUAUCAUUCUUGGGUGAAGAAUAUAGUUUCGCUCUUAUCUAGUGAUUGUCUGGGAAACAAAGAGCCAAUUAAACUUUUUAGUUUUAAAAAUUUUAAUUUAUAUAUAUAUAUUUUAAAUGAGGAGUAUUUUCAACUGUAGACAUGUAGUGUGUCUUGUGGGUAAGGCUCCGUUUUAUUUUACCAAGCAGUGGUCGUGAUGAGCCUCCUUCCAGCCUUUUUUCCCCUUCUUCUGCUCUCUUUCCUUUGUGACUUUUGUAAAGAAUGGAAUUUCUUUGGCUUUAUCUUGUCUUGGGGUUUUGUUCCAAACUCCAAGCGCCACCCCCCACCCCCACCCCUUUAGUAAAGCUCUUUAAGUAGCUGAAAGAUUAACAGUCUGGUGGGAGGCCAGUCAUUCCAUUGAACCACUGGAAAGUAUAUUUUCUUCUUUUCUUUUCCUGCCAACUUCUUGUUGGCGUUCGUAAAAGCUAAUCUAAAGGCUCUGAGACUUUGUUUUCCGUUUUCCGCGGGCAAGCCUUUCUGCAGAGCCUGUGUCUCCAGUCGGCAACUGGAGACACUUCUGAGCAUCCAGUUCUUGUUACCAGUGCCUCCCAACGCUUGGUGCACCGUACUGUAUAGACUGGCCAUCACCCCUCUCCUCGGAAAACGCCACUGUGCUGUUGGAGAAAAAGCAGCCUUUUCGGGCUAGAGUAUUUUCUAUAUACACAGAAGAGCUACGUUUCUGAAGACUAAGCUAGGUAGAUGCAGCUACAU